Ochlerotatus camptorhynchus is the source of this 708-nucleotide messenger RNA. RefSeq lists its product as uncharacterized. The record is from RefSeq and is a predicted model, not a curated record. The coding region runs from base 131 to 418 and encodes 95 amino acids. Lineage: Eukaryota; Metazoa; Arthropoda; Insecta; Diptera; Culicidae. The transcript has 2 exons.
UAGUUACUCUCCAAAUACUGGGUAUUAUGCUCAAAUAAUAUAAUACUUAUUAAGCUCAGGAAGAGCCUGAACAUAUUAUCAGUACGGCGAAAUUGACAUUCUUACUUGAAUCUCAUGAUAAACUAGUAAUAUGUACAAAUAUAGCUUAGUGUUUUUUGUGCUGUUCACAUUAACGUGUUUUAUUACUUCACUGGCGUACGAUCCAGAAGAUGUCGAGUUGAAAAAUGUAAUUCCACCCAACGGUACGUUUGCAGCAUUUUACCCACGCGAAAUGUAUGGUAUACGUAAUGGAAACGCAAGAGCACCGUUCUCGCAUGGAAGCUUCUUCAAGAACAGAAAUCCUUCAUUAGUUGAUGUCCGUAACGCUGCUGCUUACGGAUAUCGUUUUGAUGGUAAAAGGCGAUUCCAUUAUCCUUGACGCAUCCCAUUUUCCUUGACGCAUUCCAUAUUCCUUGCCGCAUUCCAUAUUCCUUGCCGCAUUCGAUUUUUUGAUCAUUUUGUUUUAAACCUUAAGUUUAUAUCAAAUGGAAUUCCAUUACUUAGCUUAACGUGUAAUAAGAAUGUAUCAUACUAGGUAAUUAGAAUAUAGUUUGAAAAUAUAAAUUGGCAUGAAAACUUGUUUAAGCAGUUCUAUGGGCAAAAAUCAGUGCCAACAUUUCAAAGGGGCGUAAUUGCUUUUGUAAACAAUGACUUUAGCUGUCGAUUUCU